AUGCCUUCCACUUCUCGACCGGUGAAGGUGGCGUGUCUGGCCUGUCGAGCCUCCAAAAUCCGAUGUGACGGGCAAAAUCCAUGCGCUAAUUGCACUAUCCAUCGACAAGAAUGCCGGUAUCAACCCAGUCGGCGAGGGGGUGCUCGACGGGGCCCUGUUGCUGCCGAGGAGCGGGCCAUGAAAAAGGCCCAACGACUGCAAACUGCAACCAGGGUCAACAAUCAUGCCGUGACAAAUGAUGAUUUUACUCCGGCUCAGAUAUUGCAGAUCAAUGCAGCCACCCCGGUUUCUCUUCCAUCUCCGUCUCCGAUUGAAACCGGAUCCCGACUAUCCGAUACGCUGCAGGGAAAAGACAGCCCGGGAUUUCUGUUACCGCCUAGAGGCUCUAGAACUGGUCAGGAGUUUCGAGAGACUGUGAGCCAUCCGACACAAAGCCUCCGUGCUUAUCGGUGUGAUCAAGAUCUGAUCAAUGCUUACUACAUCUUCAUACAUCCAUACCUCCCUCUAUUACCCCCACCGGCUGUGUCCCAGUAUGUGGACAAGCCUGUGGCUCUGAGCAUGCGGUCGGCCCAUGUGGAUGCAUCUCAUUUGCCUUACUGGCCGACUACCUCACUUGGCUUGGCCGUAGCAGCAAUACUGACACUGAUACCCCUACCGGGAGAUGCGCCCGCGAUUGAGAAUGAGGCUGUCACCUUACGACGCUCUUAUGCCGAUUAUUUUGCACGCUCAGCGCUAGAUGUAUCAGAAGAAUCUCUCCAGCCGUCUUCCAAUCCCGAUCUCACGCAGGGCCCAGGCAGCCCCUUGCAUCCGGAUAUUCCCCGGCAAAUGGAGCCGGUCCUGGCAUUAGCGCUUCUCAGCCUAUACGAAUGCUGCCAGCGAGGAAAUGUCUCCAAGAUGCGCAUCCGAGCCAAUCAGGCCUUAACCAUGGCGAUGGAUCUUUCACUACAUACACAAAAGUCUGCAAAUAACUGUUCCGACGCGAUCCGUCGCUGUUGGUGGUCGACGGCACCCCUUAUUACAAGCGAUGACUUCCGCAUUACCACGCCUUAUAUAGUAAUUCGUGGUUGUCGAGAGCAUCAGCCAUGGCCCUACGUCGUACAAGCACAAUGCCUCCUUCACCGCAGCUGCACCAUCACCCGCGAGCUCUCCCACGAAACCACCCAUGAUCAAGGGUGUCUUCCCUGUUCAUUCCACAACGAACUCAAACACCUUGACUCUUCUCUUCUCGAUAUAGCCACCGAAACAGACCGCUACCGCUGCAUAGCUAAUUGCCAAGGCACAGAAGCCGACGCGGAGCGCGUGCUCUGGGCAAUAUCGCGCGUCCUAAUUCACACGGCUAGAUUGCUCAUCCAUAGAGUUCGCGCUUUCCCUGACCGUCCUGCCGAUAGCUUUACGACUACUUCCAACAGCAGUACUAGCGGAACUAGCACCCCCCUCUCUCCGUCCCGAAGAGCUGAAAUCGAUGCCAUAAUGCCAUUUGAUGAGCAAGAAUCCAUGCGUAUCUGCAUUCGCUCUGCGCUGCUGAUAUCUCGAAUUUUCCGUCACCUGCCUACACCGAAUCCGAUGUACUCUGAUACUCCUGCCGAUGGAGAGACCUUUGGAUAUGGACUCGGACUUGGACAGAUUAAUGGAGACUCGGGGCGAUCGUUGACUUCACCACGCUCUUUACCAUACAUGGCCUGGUGUGGGAUGCAGAGCUUCUAUGUACUUGCCAUGGUAUUGUGGCGCGUGCGGGCGGCCUUGUCCGCGGGUAAUUUGAGCAGUAUCUAUAAUUUGCUAGAUCGGCCGAAUGAGCGGACGGCGAUACAGGAUGCAGAAAGGCUCGAGGAGGAGUUACACAUGGGGAUUGAGUCGCUGAGAGUGUCAAUGAAAGCGGAUGGGGUAUAUGAGGGUGUCGGGAGGAUGGUUAGGGAGUUGGAAAGCGUGUAUGAUGCUACCAUGAUGGGGUGA
Aspergillus costaricaensis CBS 115574 is the source of this 1950-nucleotide messenger RNA. RefSeq names its product Zn(II)2Cys6 transcription factor. NCBI's taxonomy places the organism in Eukaryota, Fungi, Ascomycota, Eurotiomycetes, Eurotiales, Aspergillaceae. Gene Ontology annotation, molecular function: DNA-binding transcription factor activity, RNA polymerase II-specific; zinc ion binding. The transcript is spliced from 6 exons. Bases 1 to 1950 code for a protein of 649 amino acids. The record is from RefSeq and is a predicted model, not a curated record. Gene Ontology annotation, biological process: regulation of DNA-templated transcription.